CUUUUCUUUUUUUUUUCCCUUCUUCUUCUAAUUCCUUGUUUUAAUGGAAUCCAAUAAAGAUGAUAUACCUUUUACAAAAUGCAAUGACGAAAAAUGCUCUACUUACUUCAAAUAUCUUGACUCUGUUAUUCACACAAAAGUUAUAGCUGCCCCAGACCCAAGGGAUCACCUUGCGAAUGAAAGAAAUCUCCUUACUUGGUUACGAACAGGAAUGACUCUUGCUCUUAUUGGUUUUAUGGCUAUGUUAGAUAUCGAUACCAAACAAUUUGCUCCGUCGAAAUCGUUUCCUUGGACAGGUGAUGCUGUGGGUAUCAAGACCAAGGUUGUAUCUUAUAUAUUUGUUUCUCUUGGACUGAUCAGUAUAGUUACGGCGACAAUUACCUAUUUUAUCAAUCAAAGGAAGAUUGUACAUCGCUUACUAGAAGUUGGACAAGGUUGGGCUGGAUAUACAAUGGCUUUCUUCAUUAUGAUAUUUGCAUGCUUCAUUAUGAUUGUAGCCAUUACAGAAGGAUAAAUAUAGGAUAAUGUUGUCUUUAUAGUGUUAUUAUAUUAUACAUGUUUAUUGUAGUCUAGCACAUUUUUUUUUUUUAGUCGUCAUGUCUGUAGUUAGGUAUACAUAUAGUUUUUAUUUUUUUUAUUUUUUUUUUUUAUUAAAUAUUU
Messenger RNA from Halteromyces radiatus, 660 nucleotides. RefSeq lists its product as uncharacterized. The transcript is spliced from 2 exons. The coding region runs from base 44 to 514 and encodes 156 amino acids. NCBI's taxonomy places the organism in Eukaryota, Fungi, Mucoromycota, Mucoromycetes, Mucorales, Cunninghamellaceae. The record is from RefSeq and is a predicted model, not a curated record.